ACCAUUUUCCUAUCUCCUACGGGUGCAAAGUUGGGCCAGACCAAUUCCAAUUCGAUCAGGCCUACCCUAUAGUUCGUACCAUUCUAUGGUGUAUGAACAUGAAUCCCUGUAGCCUUCCGCGUGUGUAAACCAAAUGUUCAGGUCUCUAUAGUCCUACUCCUACAUGCAAGUUACCAACUUACCAUGUUAUUCUCAACUUCUCAUUUUGAAUUCCCACUAACAACUAUUCAAAUUUCCAACGUUCACAAACCCACGUCCAUCCACCUCUUCAUGUAACUGUUAACUACUCCAUCGUAACCGCUUAAUCUCUCCUCUUUUAAAACUGCUUCUAUUCAUUUCCUUCCAAAUCCAAAUCCAUCUCUUAGAAGAAUAGCCUUCAUCAAUCACCACUCACGAGAGAAGUAGUUCCUCAACAACAAAAGCAUGGCCUCUCUCUUGGGUUUCUUCUUCACAGUCCUAAUUGCAGCCACAUUGUCUAUAAACCCACAAGUUGCUGAUGCUUCAAGUGAAUUCAAAGUUGGUGAUAAUCAGGGUUGGCGAGAGCCUGGUGCCAAUGAUACCCAGAUUUACAAUCUCUGGGCUGCCCAUAACAGAUUUCAAGUUGGAGAUUCCCUCAAUUUUGAAUACAAGGAGGACUCUGUUCUUAUGGUGGAUAAAUGGGGUUACUAUCACUGCAAUACAAGCAAACCCAUCUCUGCUUUCAAUGAUGGGAAGACUGUGAUCAAGUUAGAUACUCCUGGGCCUUUCUACUUCAUUAGUGGGGCUCCAAAUCACUGCAACAAUGGCCAAAGAAUGGUUAUCAAUGUGCUGGCUUUACAUCCUCCAACUCCACAGUCCCCUCCUCCAUCUAUUGCUAAUCCACCAUUAACUUACAUGGCAGAGUCUCCUUCACCACCACCAAAUCAAUCCUCUGCAGUCUCUAUCUUUACUGUUACAUUGAUUCCCAUUGUUUUGAAUCUUGCCAUCACACUUGUGUCAAUGGCUUGUGUUCAUCCAUAACCCUCCUUCCUUGUCCAAAAUAAUACCACAAACCUUCAUUGUUUUAUGAUUUUAUAAUCUUAUCUUUCUUAAUUAUUAUCUGGGUUCUGGAAGUUGAAAUCUCAGGUUUGGACUGCAAGACACCACAGUCGAAUUUGCUUUUGCUAUAUUGAUGUAUCAGAGUUGGUACUUAGUUAUUAAUUUAUUUGUUUGAUGAGAAUUGGUACUUAUUAAUUAUGACUAAAACCAUUGUUGUUGUCUUGUA
Molecule: messenger RNA, 1243 nt
Organism: Macadamia integrifolia
Lineage: Eukaryota; Viridiplantae; Streptophyta; Magnoliopsida; Proteales; Proteaceae
Product: stellacyanin-like
Exons: 2
Coding region: 424-999 (191 amino acids)
Cellular component (GO): plasma membrane
Molecular function (GO): electron transfer activity
Source: RefSeq, a predicted model, not a curated record